AUGACCGACAAUACGCAAGUCGAAAAGGACAUCAAGGCCGCCGAGGAUGGUCUUGAGCCGACCAAAUCAUUGACGGCGGGCGAGCUCGAGCACCUGGAUGCAUCGACAGCGUUCCUCCACGAGAACAACAUCAGUGAGGAGUACCUCUCUGAAUUGGUAAACGACAAGGAAAAGAACCGCCGCCUUGUUCGAAAGAUCGACCUCAUUGUUCUGCCUCUGCUGGCUGGCACUUAUGUGCUCCAGUAUAUUGACAAGCAGGCGCUGUCGUACGCGGCCGUGUUCGAUCUAUUCACCAGUACCAGUGUCACACAGACAGAGUACUCGUGGUUUGCCAGCAUCUUUUACCUGGCCUAUCUGGUGGCCGAAUACCCAUGGGUCUAUCUCGCGCAGAAGACACGCAUGGGAAAGGUCGUGGCCGGGUGUGUGCUCUCAUGGGGUUCCGUCUUGAUGAUCACGGCCGCGUGCUCCAACUUCCCUGGACUCGCGGUAUGUAGAUUCCUGCUCGGAGCCUUUGAGGCGCCGAUUACUACCUGCUUCAUGAUGAUGGUUUCGAUGUGGUACGUCCGGUCGGAGCAACCCCUGAGGGCUGGUAUGUUCUACUGCUGCAAUGGUAUCGGAUCCAUGCUCGGCGGUCUUCUCAGUUACGCCAUUGGGCAGAUCCACUCCUUCCCCGUGUGGAAGGCCGUUUUCCUCAUCUGCGGUGGCAUAACCAUAAUCUGGGGCGUAGUCCUUCUUUUCUGUCUGCCCGAUAGCAUUCUUACCGCGAAGCGUUUCUCUCUUGAGGAACGCGCUCUCCUCGUCGGCCGUGCACGCCUUGCCAGGACAGGCGUUCUGAACAAGACAAUUCAAUGGUACCAGAUUAAGGAGGCGUGUCUUGACCCUCAGGUUUGGCUACUCACGCUUUUCGUACUGCUCAACGAAGUCAUUAAUGGUGGUGUGGCCAACUUUGGCAAGCUCAUCAUCAAGGGGUUGGUCUCGGACCCUCUACUCACCACGGCGCUGGGUAUCCCACAGGGCGCGUUCCAGGUGUUCUGGAUUCUGACUGGAACUUUUACGGCGACGAAGCUGAAGAAUCACCGCACAACAGUCAUGGCCAUCUGGUUGAUACCUACCAUCCUGGGUUGCGUGAUGAUGUGGAAGCUCGACAGACAACACCACAAGAUUGGAGUCCUUUUCGGCUACUACCUCGUCGGCGCGUUCGUUGCCUCCUUGGUCCUCGCCUUGCAGAUGCCGGCGACCAACUUGGGUGGAUACACGAAGCGUAUCACAGCUUCAGCCAUUGUCUUUACUGCGUACUGCGUCGGAAACAUUAUCGGUCCUCAUGCAUUCUUGGCAAAAGAGGCACCACUAUACCCAACCGGGUGUAAGGUUAUCCUCGCGUGCUCAGUAGCGCAAAUGUGUGUUGCCAUUGGCCUGCGGAUGCUUUUGAUGCGCCGUAACAAGUUGAGGGAUGAGGCGGCGGCGGCUGCUCCUGUUACACUGGACGCUGAGAAUGAAGAUGACGGUGUCGAUUUGACCGAUAAAGAGAACAUCAACUUCCGUUAUGUGCUGUAA
Messenger RNA from Colletotrichum truncatum, 1554 nucleotides. RefSeq names its product MFS transporter. Gene Ontology annotation, biological process: transmembrane transport. Gene Ontology annotation, molecular function: transmembrane transporter activity. NCBI's taxonomy places the organism in Eukaryota, Fungi, Ascomycota, Sordariomycetes, Glomerellales, Glomerellaceae. The record is from RefSeq and is a predicted model, not a curated record. Gene Ontology annotation, cellular component: membrane.